Molecule: messenger RNA, 1470 nt
Organism: Babjeviella inositovora NRRL Y-12698
Lineage: Eukaryota; Fungi; Ascomycota; Pichiomycetes; Serinales
Gene: PPT1
Product: protein serine/threonine phosphatase
Exons: 2
Coding region: 1-1470 (489 amino acids)
Cellular component (GO): nucleus; cytosol
Molecular function (GO): protein binding; protein serine/threonine phosphatase activity
Source: RefSeq, a predicted model, not a curated record
AUGUCCAAGGAACAGGCGCUCAAGCUCAAAGAAGAAGGAAACGCGUUUUUGAAGCACAACAACUUCGACCAGGCGGUGGAGGCGUACACGCAGGCCAUCGCGCUUGACAACACGUCGGCGGUGCUCUACCUGAAUCGCGCGCAGGCGCACAUCAAGUUGGAGAACUACGGGCUCACGAUCGCCGACGCUACCAGCGCGAUCGAACGCGACCCGGAUUACCGUGACUUGAAGCUCGUGUUGGCGCGGUCGCCGGGCGACGUGGCGUCGAAGAAGCUCGACAGGGAGGUCACCAAGAUCUUGAGACAGCAGGCGUUUUCCGAUGCAAUUCUUGGCGAGGAUGAGAAGGGUGCGAUUGACCUGGUAGACUUUGACGCGAUGACGGUGGAGGCAACAUACGACGGGCCGGCGUUGGAGAUCCGCACCGAGUGGAUUGACGUCGUGAACAGUUCACACAAGAAGACGAGAAAGGUGUCAGUGGAGAUGACCCGGGAGUAUAUUGAUAAUAUGGUUCAGCGCUUCAAGGGCGGGAAACAGCUCCCGAAGAAGCACGCGUACGCGAUCGUGGCAGCCGCCAACGAAGUGUUGAAAGGUGAAGCUUCUUUGGUGGAGAUUGCGUUGGCGACUGACACGCGUGACAAGAGCGCGUCGCACCGUUUAGCGCGUGCGCAUACGCUCUCGGUGUGCGGAGACACGCACGGGCAGUUCUACGACGUGUUGAACAUCUUUGAACAGUUUGGUGCAAUCUCUGAGACCCACGCGUAUUUGUUCAACGGGGACUUUGUGGACCGUGGCUCGUGGUCAUGCGAGGUUGCGCUCUUGCUCUACGCGUACAAGUUGCUUUACCCGACCCAGGUGUAUUUGAACCGCGGGAACCACGAGACCGAUGAUAUGAACGAGGUGUACGGGUUCAAGGACGAAUGCAAGGUGAAGUACUCGGAAAAGCUCUACAAGGUUUUCAGUGAGUCGUUCAACUCGUUACCAUUUGCGGCGUUAAUUGGGGGCGACUACCUCAUCAUGCACGGCGGCUUGUUCUCGCGCGACAACGUGACGUUGGACCAUAUCAGAAAGAUUGACCGGUUCCGUUACAAACAGCCGCCAAAGGAGGGGAUCGAGAUGGAGUUGUUGUGGACCGAUCCGCAGGUACCGAAUGGGCGGGCGCCGUCGAAGAGGGGUAUUGGGAUGCAAUUUGGCCCGGACAUUACCGAGCGCUUCUGCUUGACAAACAAGUUGAAGGCGGUGAUCCGGUCGCACGAAGUUAGAAUGGGCGGGUACGAGAUUGAGCACAAUGGGCGAUUGAUUACUGUGUUCAGUGCUCCGAAUUACUGUGAUUCGCAGGGCAAUUUGGGCUCGGUGAUUGAUAUGACAAUGGACGAGGUGGAUGGCGAGAUCGAGUUGAAGUAUAACACCUUUACGGCGGUGGCGCAUCCGGAUAUCGCGCCGAUGGCGUAUACGAACAGGAUGGGGUUCUAG